This is a messenger RNA of Trichomonas vaginalis G3, 1140 nucleotides long. Its product is annotated as solute carrier family 35 member F6 family. The record is from RefSeq and is a predicted model, not a curated record. NCBI's taxonomy places the organism in Eukaryota, Parabasalia, Trichomonadida, Trichomonadidae. Bases 1 to 1140 code for a protein of 379 amino acids. Gene Ontology annotation, cellular component: intracellular membrane-bounded organelle; membrane. The transcript has a single exon.
AUGGAAAAAGAAGUCGAUUUCGGAAAGCCAAGAAGGAUUUUGUAUAUCACAGGCUCGAUGUUGGGAAGCUUAGCAAGUUACUAUAUGCGAACACUCUUCUACUCCAGACAGUCAAGAUAUAAAAGUGGCUGUCCAUAUAUUAAUUUUGAUAGACCGUGGAUAGGAACACUAGUAAUGACUAUUGGCAUCUCCAUUUGUACAUUAGUUUAUUAUAUUCAAACUUUGAUAGAUCCAAAAAAUUAUCCAAAAAUUACACACAUUCCGUUAUACAUCUAUUUAAUGAUUGUUCUACCAGCAUUAUUAGAUAUAUUGAUAUCUGCAAUCUACUCAUUUGCAAUUUCAGAGAAUACGGGAUCAAUUUCAAUUGCAAUUAGAUAUUUCGAUCUACUUUUUGUCAUUAUUAUACAGAACAUAUUUAUGACUCCAAUUCAUUAUGCAUAUCAAUGGUUUGCACUCGGAAUCGUAACACUUGGAAUUAUAUUCGUUUCAAUUGGAGUUCUUUUAGGCUCCCAAUUUAAAGCAAAGCUACUUCCUACCAUUCUUCAGUUAAUUGCACAGCUAAUCAUGUCAAUAAGAACUAUCAUUAUCCAAAAAAUUUUACAUGAAAAUGAUGUUUCUCCUUGGUUAUUUACAGGAAUUGACGGAAUAUAUGGAUUUUUACUUGUUCUUUUCGGAUUCUAUCCAAUUGCGAAUUUCUUACCUGAACAUUCAUUUGCUUCUUUGCAUGAAAGCUUUUGUUCUUCAAUUUUGUUGACUUUUCAUUCUUUGACGAUUAUUCUUUUAUUUUUGAUUUAUAUCCCGAUUACUUGUGUAUAUAAUGGCUGUACAACAGGAACUAUCAUGACUACUAAUGCUGUAGGAUUCACUAUUGUUGAAAUGAUCAGUGGAUCAAUUGCAUGGAUUAUAGAUUUGAUUAUUUAUCAUGCUUUCAAUGGAAAAUUCAUAUUGAGAUCAGAUGAAAAGUUUGGAGUUAGAUGGACUGAUAAAAGCUACUUUAGAUUGAUUGGAUCAUUAACUUUCCUUCUAGGAGGAGCUAUUUAUUUGAAAAUAAUCAAAUUCCCAUGUUUUAAGUAUCCGGCUGCAUCUGUGACGAAAAUAAAUAUAUCUGAAACUCCAUCUGAAGUGAAUUUUGAAGUUUAA